GAAACAAACAGGAAAGUAGAAGAAUGUAGGUGGGAAGGUUGGAUUCGGAAAAAACGAUGAAGAAGCUGAGAUGGGUAAUGGACGGAGAAGGCUUCUGGGAGGUCGACGCGUCGACGCCGAGGACAGUCGACGGGCUGGCCCGGCCCGUCCCCGGCGACACGCUUCCGUUGGGUCUUUCUCGAGGCCCAAAGCUUUCGAGGCCCAAACAGAUUGACUUCUUUCAACGCUUCAUGGCUGCCCCCUUCGUUCCUUCCUACGCCGGCGACCAUGGCUUCGCUUUACAACGUGUUCUCACCAUCCCUUUUGCCCACAACUGGUUUACUGCAGUAGUGGGUCAGUUCAAUGUGCAGAAAUUUGUUUCUUCCAUGAAGGGUAGUGGAGAUACUCAACACUCUUCAUCUUCAUGGCUGCAAAAAGUUAGAAGCCACUUAAAGGAUAAAUCUUUGUACGCUGUCGGUUUUUGCUCGGAGUUGUUGUUGACACCUGAUGAUACUCUGCUAGUUAGUUUAGACAGAUAUGCUGAAAAGGACUUGUCUCGGAAGAAAGCAGUUUUUCAUCACAAGUUUCCAUAUCACGAUUUAAUGGUGGAAGCGGUUUGGCCAGGACUUUUCAUCGACAAGGCUAAUAACUACUGGGAUGUGCCAUUUUUAGUUGCGGUUGACUUGGCCUCUGUUGCUUCCCCUUCUGGUUCAAGUUAUCACCUGUCUGCACUCCAUAAUUCAGGCUCGCCCGAGAGGUUUCAUAGUGAUGGGAAUGAUCGAGUGCCCACUUGUCUACGUCCUGGUUUGUCUCUCAGAGGUGCUUUGGCAUUUAAGAAGGAUAUUGAGUUUUGGAGAAGUAAUGCUCCAAAGUUGAAAAUGGUGCAACCAUUCGAUAUGUUCCUUUCAAAUCCCCAAGUUUCAGCUUCUGGGAUCAUCGGUGCUGCUGCCACUGCUUUUUUUGGGGAUAAUACGGAGAGGCCAAGAACAGAAGAAGCUUUUCAGGGUUUUAGAGGUUUUAAUUUCGAUUAUGGUGCAGUAAAAUCUGCCUUUGUUGGAGAUAUGUUUGGAUCGGUAUCAUUUACAGCCCAGCACGGGAACUUCCAGCGGCUGUUUCUUGAUCUUACCAGAUUUCAAGCCCGCCUGGAUUUUCCUUCCGGUUCCAAAUUUCUUUCAGGCGCAGCACGCUUAGCGCAAGAUUUUGUCAAUUCUCAACAGCCAAGUUUUGAUGCUCUGCAGGCUGUUUGCCCUAAUAUACACCUUUCUUUUCAGCAGCAGAUUGCAGGGCCUUUCAGUUUUAGGGUUGAGUCGGGAAUCACAAUUGAUUUGAGGAAUCGCGAUUGGAAUAUCUGCAUUGAAGAACCAAUUUUUGCCAUAGAACACGCAUUACAGGUCCUUGGUUCGGCUAAAGCCAUUGCUUGGUAUUCCCCAAAGCAACAAGAAUUCAUGGUCGAGCUUCGUUUCUUUGAGACAUAAACCAUGUUCCCUCAAUUGGUUUUAGGAAUUCCAUCUGCUCUCGGCAGGUUCCUAGUUUUGGCUUGUUCCAAAUAUCUCCAACAAUGGAAUUUACGAAAGCCAUGACUGAUUGGAUCUUCUACACCUUUGAGAUUAGCUUUUUGGGGACUAUUCGUCUAAAUACUCACCAAUUAGUAUCAGAUAAAAAUUAAGAUGCUAUAGAGGAAUGAGUUUUGGCUUCUAGUGAGUCCAUAGUCUUCAUCCUAAAUGGGGAAACAACUAUUAGAAAAAUAGAAAAGGAAAAGUUGGCGCCUUCAAGUAUUAUGCACGUAGCCGUGGGAAAAGAAAAAUGCUUUGGACACCACAAAUAAUAAGCACUGCAACUAAUAGGGCAGGUGAGGAAUGGUUGAGGCUUUAAUUUGUUGCUAAAAUGUGUUUACUUGCUGGUAAUAGUGUUUGGACCCAAGUGAUGUAGUUAUCGUUCAGAUUUUUAUUUUUCCUUUUCCCCUUCAACUUACCUUAUUUUGCUUUCUAUUUGGCAAUUAAAAGCUAAUAUGCAUAAAAUUUAAAUCA
Morus notabilis is the source of this 2006-nucleotide messenger RNA. RefSeq names its product protein TRIGALACTOSYLDIACYLGLYCEROL 4, chloroplastic. Gene Ontology annotation, molecular function: phosphatidic acid binding. Gene Ontology annotation, biological process: acylglycerol transport; ER to chloroplast lipid transport. The transcript has 5 exons. Gene Ontology annotation, cellular component: chloroplast envelope. The record is from RefSeq and is a predicted model, not a curated record. Lineage: Eukaryota; Viridiplantae; Streptophyta; Magnoliopsida; Rosales; Moraceae. The coding region runs from base 57 to 1454 and encodes 465 amino acids.